AUGAGUGCACGAACAGACACCGAGGCGGAUGCGACCCAGGCGACCACUGGCAUCACGCCAGACACGCUGAGCACCACAUUGAAGGACAAGCUUGGCGCAUCACAUGUCGACAUACAAGACUUAUCUGGUGGUUGCGGCCAGAUGUUCGAGGCGGUGAUCGUGUCACCGCAAUUCACCAAGAAAACCACGUUGGCACGACAUCGUCUGGUCAACAGCACAUUGAAGGAAGAGAUCGCCACGAUACAUGCUUGGACGCCCAAGUGCUUCACGCCUGAAGAAUGGGAGAAGAAGAAACCGGCUUGA
Molecule: messenger RNA, 303 nt
Organism: Recurvomyces mirabilis
Lineage: Eukaryota; Fungi; Ascomycota; Dothideomycetes; Mycosphaerellales; Teratosphaeriaceae
Exons: 2
Coding region: 1-303 (100 amino acids)
Biological process (GO): intracellular iron ion homeostasis
Cellular component (GO): cytosol; nucleus
Molecular function (GO): 2 iron, 2 sulfur cluster binding
Source: RefSeq, a predicted model, not a curated record